AUGGACGCUGUAGCCGUGCUCCACAGAGAAGCAGAUGUCGAGAAUGUCACCUUCGUCUCCGAGAGGGAGGGCGAGCAGAGCAUUCGAUACGACGGCGAUUUCACGGCCUCGAGCCUAGAGCAGUGGGUCCGCAACAGGCUCACGAAGUCGGAGCCGAUACCGAGGUCCCCGGACAUGUACGGGGGUUCUUUGAUAGCGGUGGGCCACACCUUGGAGGAGAUUGUGAUGCAGCCCUCGACCCCGAUGGCGGACAAAAAAGACGUCUACCUGAUGGUAUACGCCUCGUGGUGCGGCUUCUCGCGAAAAUUCAUGCCCAUCUGGGAAGAGUUCGCUAUCAGAGCUUCGAGGGUGCCGCACCUAUCUGUUGUCAAGAUGGACGGGUCCCUGAAUGGCUCUCCCCUCCAAGAUCAAGGUUUCAAGUGGGAAUCCUACCCGAAGGUGCUAUUUCUCCGGGCUGGAGAUACCACGCCAGUUGCAUUUGAUGGAGAGCGAUCCGUCAAGCAUCUCGCUGCUUUUGCCAACGAGCACGGCAGCAAGGCUUUCGACCUUGAGGACGAGGUGAACCAGACCCGCUUGGACAGGGCGUUGCGCAUGGAUGACGACGAGGGAGAGUUAUGA
Molecule: messenger RNA, 618 nt
Organism: Prorocentrum cordatum
Lineage: Eukaryota; Dinophyceae; Prorocentrales; Prorocentraceae
Source: the annotation of a GenBank genome assembly